CACAGAUUGGAAAGGUGCUCCUCAGACCUGCGUCUGGACAGCUUGAAGACGGCACAGAGAGGAUUUUUCACUCUCGCUCUUUCAUCUCGCUCGCUUUCCUGCCAAAAAAGCACAUGGAUGGACUUUUGCUGGAUGCAGAAUAAUAAAAGUUAGACAAUUUUCUCCACCUGCGGUUGAAAAUAUCUUUUUUUUUUUUUCUUCCUCCAGCUCUGGACCAGUUGAGGGUGCCAGCUCUUUUUGCUCAGGAGAACGCUGCUCCUCUCUCUCUAUCUCUUUUUUUUUUUUUUGCCUGCAUGUUCGUUGACUAUCUGAUGCCAUCACAUCCCAUGGGAGACACGCGUGGCUGAAGCAAGCAAGGAGGGAGGUAGAAGAGAGACCCACCUGACGCUCACACCUACCUAUCGCUGCUCCUUACCCAGCGCAGCCCCCACACUCCCUGCCCCUCAACGCUCUGAGGAGAGAAAGUUCUUUGUGUGUGACAUCUGAAGCCUGGGAUGAUGGUGACCAUGCUGUUAGCUCCUGUCUGUGUGCUGCUGAUGCUGGGGGCGCGAGCUCUUGCCGGAGGCUAUCCCCCCAUUCCUCACAUGAAGUACAUGCAGCCCAUGAUGAAAGGGCCGAUUGGACCCCCAUUCAGAGAGGGCAAGGGACAUUAUGUUGAUAUGCCACCCAUGAUGGAGGUGAAGGGGGAACCAGGCCCUCAAGGGAAACCUGGACUAAGAGGUCCACCUGGGCCACCAGGACUUCCAGGAAAACCUGGACUGGGCAAGCCGGGUCUCAAUGGCCAACCAGGCCCUCAGGGACCUGCCGGGUUUCCAGGGAUUGGUAAACCUGGACUUCCAGGUCUCCCAGGAAAGAUUGGGCCAAAGGGGAUGCCAGGGUUUAAUGGCGAGGUUGGCCCUCGUGGUGAACCAGGUCCAAGAGGUCCUCCAGGGCAGCCUGGCCUCCCUGGUCCAGCUGGCCUGUCUCUGAAUGGGAAACCUGGUCUUCCAGGCAUCAGAGGCCCCCCUGGGACUCGGGGUGAGCCAGGAAUAAAGGGUGGUGCUGGCCCACCAGGUGAGCGUGGGAUUAAGGGCGAGAAUGGAAAUGGAAAGCCAGGGCCCGCAGGUAUAAGGGGUCCUCCUGGACUGAAAGGCAGUUCAGGACCACCUGGUCUUCCAGGAAUUGGUAAACCAGGACUAAAAGGUUUGCCUGGACUGCCUGGCCUGAAGGGUGACCAAGGCCUCCCAGGGGAUCGAGGAGAACCAGGAGAGCCUGGGGCUCCAGGUUCACAAGGUCUGCCAGGUCCCAUUGGGAUAGGGAAGCCUGGGAUAGAUGGACUUCCUGGAGCACCAGGCCUACAUGGCCCAAAAGGUGAGGCAGGGCUCCGAGGUCCUCCUGGAUUUCCUGGGACUCCUGGCUAUGGAAAACCUGGUCUGAGUGGGCCAAAAGGAGACAAGGGCCAUGGUGGGUUGCCUGGACUCCCAGGGGACAAAGGAGAGCAAGGAAUGAUGGGUCCAAUUGGGGAACCAGGCCUUGAUGGACAAUCAGGACCACCAGGACUUCAAGGCCCAAUGGGACUCCCAGGGAAACAUGGAAUGCCAGGACAGAAGGGAGAUCUGGGACCCCAGGGCCCUCCAGGACUGCCUGGUCUUAGAGGUGACCAGGGCCCCAGCGGACCCUUUGGAAAACCUGGCAUCCCUGGGGAAAAAGGAAUCCCUGGGUCUGUUGGUGCAAUCGGAAAACCUGGACCAAAAGGUGAGGCAGGGCAUAUUGGCCUACCCGGGAAUCCAGGGCUGACAGGUGCCCCAGGGCCUAAAGGUGAAACAGGGUUUAUAGGGUCUCCAGGCCCCAGGGGCCAGUCAGGCAUUCCUGGUCUUCAGGGCCCCAUGGGUCCAAUGGGGCCACAGGGUGUCCCUGGCCUGAAAGGUGAACCUGGACUCACAGGGCCUCCAGGUCUGGGUAAGUUUGGGGAGAAGGGAGCUAUCGGUCCCCAGGGUCCUCCAGGGAAACCAGGCCCUUCUGGACUUAAUGGUAACCCUGGUCUUCCUGGGCCUCCGGGGCCCCCCGGUCCUCCAGGAAAUGGCCAAACAGUUGUUGCAGGGCCAACAGAUUCACAGUUGGAAGGAGAUGAAGUACCAGGGGACAGGAAGGGGCCUGCUUACAGCCAAGUACUCUCUGCCUCUGUGGCACCAGCCUUUACUGCCAUCCUCACAACACCUUUCCCUCCUUCUGCCAUGCCAAUCAAAUUUGACAGGACUCUGUACAAUGGGCAAAAUGCCUACAGCUCUGCUACUGGCAUGUUCACGGCUCCUCUCUCUGGUGUCUACUACUUUGCAUACCACAUGCAUGUGAAGGGAACUAGCUUGUGGGUGGCACUGUACAAGAACAAUGUACCAGCCACUUACACCUAUGAUGAAUACAAGAAAGGCUACAUGGACCAGGCGUCCGGUAGUGCUGUCCUAGAGCUGAAGGAGGGUGACCAGGUAUGGGUCCAGAUGCCCUCGGAUCAGGCAAAUGGCCUCUACUCUACCGAGUACAUCCACUCCUCCUUCUCAGGAUUCCUGCUCUGUCCCACAUAACCCUGUACUUUUACUCAAACAUGUACCUGUAUUGGCACCUCAGAGCAGCCCUAAACCUAAAAUACCUGCAGCCAUAAUAGAAACACAAAACCCAUUCUCAAUAUUAUUGCCACCAUGUUUAUCUGUGUCACCCUCAACAUCAUCAGUGAAAGAAAAAACAAACUUUGUGAAUGAAAUAUGGAAAGUUUUUCAAGGCAGGGGUUAGGAAUUUCAUACUGUGUUCUUUGUUUCAAUGUCCAUCAAAUGUGUGUUUUGGGUUGUAUUUUAUGUUGGUGUUGUUUUAGCUUAUAUUAUUUUAAUUAUUAUAUUGUCAUAAUUUUAUUGUUAUUAUUUUGUCCUUGUCAUCAUUGUUGUUGUUGGAUUCAGACUAUUAAGUGCCUUACUUUGUAAUGUGCUAGUAACAGACCUUCCCAUGUGACUGCACAUCCUGCCCUCAUGCUCUGACAUCAUAAGAACCAGACCCUGGGGGGUGAUUGGUUCCUCUGGCUGCAGUCACGUCCCCCUCGUGUUCUUAUUUAAACCGUGAAUGGCAAUACUGACAUAAAGAGCAACAACGCAACACAGAACAUAUAAAACAAACAAUAGCAAAACAAGGCAUGUGGUGCUAUAAAAACAUUACUUCUCACAUUUAUUUUGUUUGACCCUUUGGUACUCUAAACAAUUGCUACGUAAAAACAUAUUCUUAAUAGGAUUGAAUCUUUGUUUUUAGAUUGAGAUAUAUAUUUUGACCAUUAGUUGGCAUAAGCAUCUGUUGGAUGCUUACUUCUCCGCCUCGCUUUGAAUUUAGCAGUAUCAUUUAAAAUGAUUGAUCUUUGUCUUUUUCUUUUCUUUUUAAUUAUAAUUUAUUGAACUGUCCAGAAAUGCAAUCCAAGAAAUACAAUCUUAGAAUAAAUACAUCCUUGCAGUAUUAGAAUUGUUAAACUGCCCCUUUAAAGAGAAUGACAUCAUGCAAAGACAGUGCCUUCUUUACAUUUUCAGGAUGAUAUUCAAUGAGGAUGAUGUGCAUGCAUAUGGUCGAUGUUUACGUGCCAUAGACUAUAUACUGAGAGCAAGUGCAAAAUGGACAAUAAGGACACAACCAUAACUGGAUCGAUGGCACGUUUCCUUGUAUUGAUCUGAUUUUCCCAUUUGCACUGCAAAUCCCAUCACGGGGUCACAGGCAUGCUCUGACCAUGACAUCACUGCUUUCUAAUGGUAUACUACCUAUUAAUAAAUCAGUAUCACAUUAACAUUCCAAGUGAGCAAUCUGUACUACCAUACUAUGAAAGCCCCUCAUACCACAUAUCGCAAAAUCUGUGAUGCUGUAAACUUGUUUCUGUUUUGGAGAAUAUGCCGGCAAAUUAAUGAUGGAAAAAAAAGACAUUCACGUCUUCUCUCAGUGCCAGUUUCCUUCUGAGGUGUUGCUGAGCAAUUGAGAGCAAUUCUGAAUUGUUUGCAUGUCUGAAUUAAAAGACGUUCGCUUAAUUUUCCACUGGUAUCAAAAAUAGCUGAAUUAUUCUUUGGCAUUAUGGAACAUCCACGGCUUCAAGGACAAGUUCUUUUCAGAAUCCAAUCAUGUCAGGUGGAAAUGAAAAUCGAUCUGCAUUCGCUCCAUGAAUAACUAAAGGGACUGACUGAGGCCCACAGGUUGUGAAAUACAGGUUGUGUAACACUUAACAAACCCCUGCCAGAUUUCUGAGAGAGGUGGUGGGCAGGAGGUGAGAGUUGUGUAUUCACUCGUUUCCGUUGGAUGAGGCAUUAAAAACACAUGCUGUGUGUGUAUGCAUGUGUUUGUGUGUUCUAGUAGGUGUGCCUUUCUGUCUGUCACUGUGUGUGUGUGUGUGUGUGUGUGUGUGUGUGUGAGAAGUUGUGUCACAUUGUCCCCUUGGCAUUCAGGUCAUGGACACUCAGAGUGGAUAUUAACAAACUUGCUGAAGUUACAACAGGAAAAAGCUUGCAGUCCUGUCAAUGUUCCACAAGAAAUCUGACUUCAAAAUGUUUCUGCAUCCUUUUGGGUUUUUAAACAGUAAUUUAACUCCACCUAUUUUACACAUCAAAGUGUGUUUACGGGUCUUUGGGAGUACAGCGACAUAUUUAAAAAUAGAAAUAUAACGUCUUUUGUGGCUCCAGAGGAAGAUGCAUGUAAUCUGAUAAAUUGCUUCCAAUGAUGUUCCUGUGUGGCUAAAUUGCAUUGUGGGUAAUGUAGGGGCCAGGUUUGGAAAGGCAGCCCCCUGGUUUACCACUGCACGCCUGUAAGACUGUUGGACUCUAUAUGGACAGUUUAAAAACACAGCAGAACCAGAGAUAUCACUUUCUUUUAUUCUGUGCAGUUUUUUUUUUUUUCCAGUUUUUGAAGAGACAUCUACUGAAGUUAGCAUUCUAUCCAGCUAACCCCAGGCCUGAAAACCUCCCACUUUCUCUCAGCAGCCCAAAGAUCCUGUGCCAGCGGUGUAAACACCAGCAUUCCCCUGCUAGCCUGGCUAGCUGCACGGCUAACUGAGCCAACAAACUAACCAUAGCUGCAGUCAUGGAUGUAUAAAAAUAUACAUUUAGCUGCAGUUAGCAAUUAUUUAGCUGGGAGAAUGAAUUCAAGGUGACUAAUUCUUACAUAUUGCACCUUUAAUGUAUAAAAUUGGUGGGUACCCUUUAAUAGAAUUGAACACAAUCUAAUGGUGCCUUUUUAAGAAAGGGAACAAAGUUAUAGAAUAGGUGAAUGGUGAAUGUAAUUAAGAAAUUACCGGAGACAGAGAAAACUGAAAUCAAAACAUAAUGAUAACAUUUAACACUGAACAUUGAUAUGAAUAUGCUGCAUAUUGGUUAAAUGGGAGACAUAGUGGUGUGCAAUAAUUGAUGUGUUCUAUCAAGUUGUGAACAAAAGGAGACACUCGUAAUCUUUUACCGAUGGUUGCAGUUACAGAAGACAGGAGAUCAAGAGUUUUGGGCAAAAAUCUUAUUUUACCGACUCCAUGCUUUACUCCGCCACAACUCCCACAGAUUUCCAUUCAAUUGCUAUUAUUACACUGAAUUUGGGACUACCUUACACCUUAAUGGAGGAAUGUCAAUGUACAGGAGAAUUGUGCCAAAUAAUGAGCUUUGCAGUCAGAAUGAAUGUAUACUGUUUGACUGAUUAACAAUAGCCUCUAUGCAUCAUCUACACAUAGACAGUAACAUAAACAGUUACUCUAGUGCUAGAAUAAGGCCUAAUCAGUAUUUUACAUCUAUGUAAUGCAAACAAUGCACUUGCUCUCGCCCGUUCUGUUUCAUAACAUUUUCAUAACACACCUACAACCGCUUUGUAUCAUUAUCAUUAUGUGAGUCUACACGGCAGUCUGAGGCUCGUUAUGUACUGUAUGUUGCCUUUUUUUGUUUUUUUUUCAUCGUCGACUUCUCUUUCUGGACAUAUGAAACGGUGAUGUGAGUUACAUGUGGCCAUUCCUCUCUGUCCUUGUGUUUUUUUUAUUCAUAGACAAUGUCACUUGCUUGCAGAGUUUGCCCUGUGUGCAAAUCAUUUAACAAGUGUCAGUAAGAUCCAUGUACCGUCUCAAUCACAAAUUGCUUUCGAAGUGUUUUUUCUGUUUUUCUUUAAAAAUAAAAAAUAAAAAAAAAACAACAACAAAAAAAGACAAUUUUAAAAAAGCCUUGCUUCGGUUUCGUAAGGGAUAUUUGUUUGUUUUAGUUUCAAUGAAUACAAACGGCCAUUCCCAUUUGCACAUGAAAUUAAUGAAGAUGUAUUUAUACAUUUAUGAUAAUUUAAUAGGGAUGCCAAAACCGACCACCGAAGCCUAGAACGUAUAAAUGGUAUUUAACAACAUUGAUGAGUUAAGAGCAUUUACAACAUGUAGUUAGCAUUCUAGCGUUGUAUGUGAAGGAUUAUUUGUGGACUUUUAUUUUCUAUUUGUGUAAUGUUCAAUGUAUCAACCUAUAGGAUUUUUGUCAUACAAGGCUAUUGCGUGCACUCUAUGCAAUAGAAGUUGGGUAUAAAUGCACUCUUUUUGAUUGAAAAUGUUUGUCUGCUUAUAAAAAAUCUACAGUACUUGAUUGUAUUGAUACCACAUCAAUAAAAACU
Acanthopagrus latus (yellowfin seabream) is the source of this 6603-nucleotide messenger RNA. It is a transcript of the gene col8a2, whose product is annotated as collagen, type VIII, alpha 2. Lineage: Eukaryota; Metazoa; Chordata; Actinopteri; Spariformes; Sparidae. The transcript has 3 exons. Gene Ontology annotation, molecular function: protein binding. The coding region runs from base 495 to 2558 and encodes 687 amino acids. The record is from RefSeq and is a predicted model, not a curated record.